Messenger RNA from Candoia aspera, 3552 nucleotides. RefSeq names its product pulmonary surfactant-associated protein C-like. The coding region runs from base 28 to 957 and encodes 309 amino acids. NCBI's taxonomy places the organism in Eukaryota, Metazoa, Chordata, Lepidosauria, Squamata, Candoiidae. The transcript has 6 exons. The record is from RefSeq and is a predicted model, not a curated record. Gene Ontology annotation, biological process: respiratory gaseous exchange by respiratory system. Gene Ontology annotation, cellular component: extracellular region; alveolar lamellar body.
ACUUAAUGUGGAGGAAAGACUCCAGUGAUGGAGAUGGAGGAGAAGAUAGAAAUUGUCACCAGGGAGACUCUACUCCGAGCACCAUCAGCUGACUACCGUGCCUUGGAUCCACCGCCUGCAGGCUGCUGUGAUCGCUGCCCCGGCUGCGGCUCCUGCCCCGGCUGCGGCUCCUGUCCGGGCUGCGGCUCCUGCCCCGGCUGCGGCUGCGGCUCCUGCCCCGGCUGCGGCUCCUGCCCCGGCUGCGGCUCCUGCCCCGGCUGUGGCUCCUGUCCGGGCUGCGGCUCCUGCCCCGGCUGCGGCUGCUGCCCUGGCUGUGGUUGCGGCUGCUGCCCAGGAUGCGACUCCUGCCCCAGCUGCGGCUGCUGCCCCGAGUGCUGCUGCCCCCCGAGCUGCGACUGCUGCUGCCAGCUGUGCUGCUGCCUCCCGCGGCUGCUGUGCCAGCUGCCCAAACUGGCCGGCUGCCCGGUGAACUGCAAGAAGCUCCUGCUGGUCCUGGUGGUCGUGCUGGUCGUGGUGCUGGUCGUCGUGGGGGCACUCCUGAUGGGGCUGUACAUCACCCAGGCGCACCCGGAGGCGCUUCUGCAAAUGACCAUUGAUGGGGUGGGAGGAGAAGAAUCCCAGCUGAAGUUCUCCAGGGAUGAAGAAGUAGCCACUUACUAUGUGGAUGAUGGAAUCCACAGUCCAGCCACGGUCAUUUAUGAUUUCUCCAAGCUGCUGAUUGGCUACAAACCUGAUCAUCGUGAAGCCUGCUACAUUACCAGGAUGGAUAAAGAAAAUAUCCAAGGAGUAGACACUCUCCUCAAGGAAUUCCAGACCAGGUUGUCCGUCAUGCAUCUCACACAGAACGGGAAGGAGAAGGAGCAAGAAGAAGAAUCCCUCACUUUCCAGAUGGAUCGUUCACACCUGGGAACUACAAUUAACGUCCUCUGCAAACACAUUCCCGUCUUCUAUACUUAGACCUCUUAGCAGAAACUGGAGCUCCACGUUCUGGACCGAUUCCAAAUGGACCAGCAACAUGGCUUCGUCUGGGCUCCCCUGGGCAGUUCUGAGCUGCCUUUCCCGUGGCUUCAGGAUGGGUUUGCAUUGCUACGCGCAGGAGGUUAAGCUAAGUGCCUAAAAAGAAGAAGAAGAAGAAGAGUGGCAAAUGGGGGGUGGGGUGGGGCUGAAGAGCCAACCUUUCUUUAUUCAUGGCUGUUAUUAAUGUCCACAAGGCAAUCCUGUUUUGUAUGUAACAUGUCAUUUGUCUGGGCAGGGGCUACUUUUUAAUUAUGCAUCGAAGCAACAGCCCCAAAUGUCUGGACCGCUUCUCUCUCUCUCUCUCUCUCUCUCUGGACAGGCCCUAUAGCGUCCAUCCCUCCAUCUUACCGUCCUCCUAGUACAGAGAAUGGAGGUGCUAAAGGGGCUGAGUUGCCGUUCCCUUUCAUAACUACUUUCACAAAGCCAUUAUUAUCUUCAGAGAGGGCCUCACUCUUGCCUGCCUGAGGUUGCAUUGCCCUGGCCUAAAAUUUUGGACUGUUCACUCCAUUCUCUUUCUCCCGACUUAUUAUCACACAUGACUGAUCACAGCAGAAUGGGAAAGCACUUAAAAGAAAUGACAAAAAACUGAUUUACACUAAGUGACAGCAAUCAAAGGGUGGUGAUAAUCUGGCCUCCGGGUAGCAAGACUUCAGGAAAACCAGGAGAAACAGAAAAUGCUCUCUAGCAAGCAGUAGUCCUUGCUGAGAAGAUACCUUGGUCUGGAUGGUUCCACUCCAUCCAUGUAGGAGCCAACUGAAAAUAUCUUCUUCCUUCUUCUUCUUUCAUCCCAUAUCCUUCCAUGUAGAAAUCUGGACUGAUGGGCUUCCAUGGAGGGCAGGGCUAGGAGGAAGCCAGUGACAACGUGCACAUCAUGGUGUCAGCAUGCAAAUGAAGCAAAGUUUGUGAUUCCGUCCCCAGAAACUAUACUGCGGUGAUAUUUCUUGUUGUCCUAUUGUUAAUCCCUGUCCUGCCUUUAUUGCCCCUGUUGCCAGUCCCCGGCAAGAGAAUGGGUGACAAAGCUGAACAGAUUUUACACCGCUUGUGGCUGCUUUUGAAUACUAAGUACUAAGUACUAAUCAAAAUACUAAAUGCUAAAUACAGCUUUAAUAACAGCCCCCCUUAAGCUUUCCUCGCUCCCCUCAUAGGCUGGAGAUGAGAUGAAGACAAUCUCAUGGGAACACGACGGUCAGAAGAUAAUACCAGGUCAUGUCUGUGGUUAGGUCAAAGUGGGAAGGGGCCAAAGAUUAGUCCAAUGGAAGCUUUCAAUGCCAUCUAGUAAACAGGUUAGCAUUUCCCAAGAACUGCAGAACCUUGGCUAUUAAAACAAGGUAUUCUUAGACUCAGACGUUGUCACGGUUCAGGAGGAAAGACACCCACAAUGAUAGUCACCCCUGAAGUUCUACCACUGUAGGCCAUGUUCUCCAAAGAGGGCACUUCAAGACUGUUUUCAGGAUGGACCCAGUCAGCAGGUUUUAAAUAGCAUUGUGGGGUAUACAUUUAGAGAAAUGGUGGGAAUAAAAUCUCCAUGCAAGCCUUCUUCAACAUGGUGACUUCCAGCUGUUUGUGGACAAGUCCUAAAAUUUCCAGGCAAUUGCCAUGCCAGCACUUCUAGAGAGUGUUGGGGGCAGGAGGACAGAGAGAGAGAUCCUAUGUCAGUAUGAAGUUUCCACAUCAAGUCAUUUGUGGUAGAACACCAACGCUUCCCCAAAAAUGUUGUGGCACACUCUCAACUGAGUGGGUUGGGACUUUGACAUCGGCCGGCGCUCAAAGAAUGGCAAAAACAGGGAGGGGAUUUGAUUAAAUUGAGCUGCAUUGCCCUCUCACACACCAGUUUUAACCAACUCUUGGCUCUCCUAAGUCUUCCAAACUUCGUAGCUGAGAGAGCUGUAGAUUAUACCCAGAUAUGUUCCUACUGAUUUUGACUGAUUACUACAGAGAAGCAAUUCAAUGGCUGUGUUCAUAUAUCAACCUAGGCUAACCAUCUCUGUUAACAGUCAUGUGAAAAGCUCUAUUAUACUUCGUCACAUGUUGUAUUUUAACCAAGCUUUGGGGCUGACCAUGUUAUUCAGGUCCAAAAUGGUCAGAAACUAGGACUUUACCCUAUGACAGACUUUGGAUAUAUGCCAGUUUCUGGAACUAUCUUGUUCUUAAAGGAUCUUUUUGUUAAGGAAAUAGAUAAUCCCUCUGAACCCACUCUGAAAACCAUUUCCACAACAGACCACUUGAAGCCUUUGAGAAACUCGGCCACAGAAACAUCAGCCUGCUCCUGAGUUUGCGUUUGUGGGUUUCUGCCUAAUCCUGCCUUCAGAGGGCAACCUUGUACAGAUUAUUUGCUUGCAAACUGUCUCUCAUUUCUUUGCCAAAAAAAAAAAAGUUCAAACUCAGUGCUUAUAACACAGACACUGCACAGUAGUUUGCCAAUGUACUCCUUGCAUUUAGAAGAUGCUUUUACGUAAGAACUGCUUUGAAUUAACUGUUGUGAUCAAAUGUGUGUGCGUAUUGUUGGAUUUUGUCAUCCAUUCCUGGGAAUAAAAG